Molecule: messenger RNA, 450 nt
Organism: Closterium sp. Naga37s-1
Lineage: Eukaryota; Viridiplantae; Streptophyta; Zygnematophyceae; Desmidiales; Closteriaceae
Source: the annotation of a GenBank genome assembly
AUGGCAAGUUCUGGUGCGGGGACACUGUCUGAAGGGGAAGACGAGGAGGUUGAAGAGGACGAAGCGGACAAGGAAGAAGAAUACCGAGAGGAGGAAGAGGGGGAGGAGGAGGAGGAGGAGGAGGAGGAGGAGGAGGAGGAGGAGGAGGAGGAGGAGGAGGAGGAGGAGGGGGAGGGGGAGGAGGAGGGGGAGGAGGAGGAAGGAAAGGAGGGAGGAGCAGAGGAGGCAGGAGCAAAUCAGCCCAACAUAGGGCGAACCAACAAGGCCAAGGCAGGGGCUGGAGAAGAGGAGAGGAGGAUGGCUGGGGGAGAGGAGAGGAGGAUGGCUGGGGAAGAGAAGAGGAGGAUGGCUGGGAAAGAGGAAAGGAGGAUGGCUGGGAAAGAGGAGAGGAGGAAGGCUGAGGAGGAGGAGAGGAGGAUGGAUGAGGAGGAGGAAAGGAGGAAGGCUUGA